ACAGACAGAGGGGGUGUUCUGUUUCUGAUCUGAGGACUCUGCUGCAGCUCCUUGAUUGUGUUUCCUUCCUCCCCAGGUGGAGCAGCAGGGCGCUCAGCUGGAGACGUUUCAGCAGAAGAACGUGCUGCUGCAGGAAGAGAACAACGUCCUCAAAGAGACCGUCCACAACUUAGAGAGGCGGCUGGAGGACCUGAAGGUGGAAAACAACGCGAUGUCUCAGUCUCUCUCGUCAAAGGAAGCCGGCGUCCGCAGCGUUCAGCAGCAGCUGGAGGAGAAGACGCUCGAGUGCAGCGUCGUGUCCCGUCAGCUGCAACAAGCUCUGGAUGACGCACAGAGACAGGUUGACGAGAGCAUUCAGAGAGUUCUGACCAAAGAGCGAGCGUCUCAGUCCAAAGCGUUGGACCUGCAGAGCCAGCUGAGCCGAGCCAAGACGGAGCAGAGUCAGCUGCAGAGGAGCAAGGAGGAGAUGGAGCGUCGUUUUAAGACUCAGCUGCAGAACAUGAAGGAACGACUGGAGCAGUCCGACUCGACAAACCGAAGUCUGCAGAAUUAUGUUCAGUUUCUUAAAACCUCGUAUGGAAACGUCUUUGGAGAGUCUUUGCUCACCAGCUGACCGUACACUCCUCCAACAUGAGAAACAUUCAUACAUUCAAAGCAAUGAAGUCGACCCACGUCGUGUUUUUAAAUACCUCUGCUCGUCACUGAAUGAAUAAAAUCCUUUUAAAAGAAAUGAUGACUAAUUUGUUGCAUGAAAUGUAUUUAUAUUGUUUUGAAUAAAUCUCUUUCCUGCGCCA
Molecule: messenger RNA, 794 nt
Organism: Labrus bergylta (ballan wrasse)
Lineage: Eukaryota; Metazoa; Chordata; Actinopteri; Labriformes; Labridae
Source: RefSeq, a predicted model, not a curated record